Molecule: messenger RNA, 351 nt
Organism: Colletotrichum siamense
Lineage: Eukaryota; Fungi; Ascomycota; Sordariomycetes; Glomerellales; Glomerellaceae
Exons: 3
Coding region: 1-351 (116 amino acids)
Source: RefSeq, a predicted model, not a curated record
AUGCCGUUGGGGGGUUCCGGUCCUUGGGCUAUUGCAACUAUGUGGUCUUUGACUGCAUUGACGUUGGCCUUCGUGAUUCUACGCACGUACACACGAGUGGUAAUUGUCGAGGCUUACGGGGUAGACGACCAUGUUUACAACCUCGCUUUUGCGCUUCUCGUAUUCUACACCAUAUUCACAACCAUAUCAGCAACUUAUGGCUUUGGUCAAAGUAUAGACGACAUAUCUGAUCCCGACAGCAUUGUUGAUGCGAUUCUUUUCGAAGCGAUAGGACAAACGUUUGCUGUCGUCGGCAUGGCUAUCGCAAAGUGGUCGUUGGGCCUGUUUCUUCUCCGCUUAGUAAACAAAUAA